GUAACCUCGCGACCGACGUGUAGUGUAAAGGUCACUGGAUCUGGGCGGCGGGAGGCAGACGCUUAGGAGUUGAGUGACUUCGGGUCAUUGACUUUGUCCACUCUCCUACCCGGUCUGUUCCUGGUGGUGCGAGAAAUCUUGGAGAAAUUCAUUCAAGGCUUUUGGAUCAUAGACCAGUUAUUCAAGGAGAAACUCGUUAUUUUGUAAAAGAAUUUGAAGAAAAACGUGGUCUUCGAGAAAUGCGAGUUCUUGAAAAUUUGAAGAAUAUGAUCCAUGAAACAAAUGAACAUACUCUUCCCAGAUGUAGAGACACAAUGCGGGACAAUCUGAGCCACGUUCUCCAGAGAUUGCGAGCAGCUAAUGAGUCAGUCUACAAACUCCAGCAGAGGGAACAGGAACGAAAAAAGCAGAGAGGCGUGCCAUUUCGUUCUAGAAUACGCCGCAGGAGGAAGCCUGUCUAACUGGAUUGAACGAAAUAUCGUGGAGGAGGAGGAGGCCCGAGGCAAGUUCCAACAAAUGCUGUCCGCCGUGAGGUACCUCCACCGCCGCAGCAUCGCUCACCGAGACCUAAAACCAGACAACAUGCUGUUAGAUGUUAAGGGAAACAUAAAAAUUGCUGAUUUUGGAUCGGCCACGAGUUACCAUGAGGGGCAGAGGCUGACAAUAGCUCAUGGGACCCUGGCCUACAUGGCCCCAGAACUCUUCGGGGCCCAGGGCUAUGAAUGCCCCGCCCUGGACAUAUGGAGCCUAGGCGUCACGCUGUUCCAGAUGGUGUCCAACAACCUGCCCUUCUUCGCAGUGAGUCGUACGCAACUGAAACGCCUAAUUCUAUCUGGCCAGUAUGCUAGCCCGCACUAUUUUUCUGAAAACCUUAAAAGACUAAUUAAAAACCUUUUAACGCCUGAUCCUAAUGAGCGGCCGACAGCAGACAAAGUCAUGGGGGAAUCAUGGGUGAACAACGGCCUUCACAGGAAGUCAGACCCCCAGCAUGCCCCCACGGCCUCCCUGACCAUCGAGCGCACUUGUGGAGAUUUAGAAAACUUGGCACGGCAAGCCCUCCAGUGUGACCGUGUGGCCUCCUCCAUUGUAAGCGCCAUAGGCGGUGGUGAUGCUUUAGAAACCUUGGCAGAGCAAGCCCCCCAGCGUGACCUCGUGUCUGCAGCCUCCACCAAGUGCUCCACCGGCAGUGAAAAUUUAGAAACUUUGGCUCAACCAGCCCUCCCGCAUAACUUCACGGCCGCCUCCACCCAGAUCACCACCCAGAGCACCGUGGCUCAACAACCAGGACACGAAGGCAGCGUCCUCCAAGCUGGGCAGCCCGAGGCUGUGUUGGCCCGGCCAACAAGAGGCUGGAGCUGCCGCAGGGCUGCCCGAAGGUGCAUUGCCAUAAUAAGGAGAUGCUGCUGCUGCCUGUGCCCAUCCAAGAGGCAGAGUAAGAGGGUCCACCCAAGAGAAAAAAUUGGAGAGGACGAAGGCCCGGAGGUCCAGGAACAUUGAAACCUGAGAUGCCCAGGAGCAACGUUGGAGCCUGCAGCACUUUAUAUAAAAAAAAAUAAAAAUAAAUUUGUCAUUCUGAUAAAUGACCAUUUCUUGCUUCUUGCAAAUUUUGUAGUAGCAUUGGAAAGACACUCUGCUGCUUUCUGCCCUCCCUGCACAGGACCGGGGCUAGAGAAGGGCAAGGCUGGAGGCAAAGGAAAAGGCAGAUUUACUAGCACCUGCCUUAAUUUAAAGAAAAGCAGGGUUUAUGAAAGGAUGGAGGAGGACGUGGAAGAGAGCAAGAAAAAGAUAUAGCUAAACCAGAGUCUAAAACCUGGUCCAGACUGGAGAGAGUUCAAUGUGCAGUGUGGAAAAAGAAAGGACAUUGAAAGCAUGCAUGCCCCAAAAGAAUGGUCUAUAAAGAUCACGCGGUUUACCCCCAUGCAAUACCUAAUGGUGGGAUAUGAUCCAAACUGGUGGGUCACUGUCUUACACUACUACUAUUGUGGCUGUAAGAGUAUCAGGUAAAAACGAACAAAAACCCUUAUGCCAAUCAAAAUAUGUCACUGGAAGACAAGAGGUGCAGCAGAAGUUCUUAUAUCUUCCCAGCUGCCCUGUUCCUUUGUUGGGGAGGAAUCUGCUCCAAAAACUACAAGUACACAUUUCUUUUUUCUUUUUUUUUGAGAAGGAGUUUCGGUCUUGUUACCCAGGCUGGAGUGCAAUGGCACGAUCUCGGCUCACCGUUAACUUCUGCCUCCUGGGUUCAGGCAAUUCUCCUGCCUCAGCCUCCCGAGUAGCUGGGAUUACAGGCACGCGCCACCAUGUCCGUUAAUUUUCACCAUGCCCAGCUAAUUUUUUGUUUUUGUUUUUUUUUUUUUUUGAGACGGAGUUUCGCUCUUGUUACCCAGGCUGGAGUGCAAUGGCGCGAUCUCGGCUCACUGCAACCUCCGCCCCCUGGGUUCAGGCAAUUUUCCUGCCUCAGCCUCCUGAGUAGCUGGGAUUACAGGCACACGCCACCGUGCCCAGCUAAUUUUUUGUAAUUUUAAGUAGAGACGGGGUUUCACCAUGUUGACCAGGUUGGUCUCGAUCUGCCGACCUCGUGAUCCACCCGCCUCGGCCUCCCAAAGUGCUGGGAUUACAGGCUUGAGCCACCGCGCCCGGCCAAUUUUUGGUUUUUUAGUAGAGACGGGGUUUCAUCAUGUUGACCAGGAUGGUCUCGAUCUCUUCGAUCUCUUGACCUCGUGAUCCACCCGCCUCGGCCUCCCAAAGUGCUGGGAUUACAGGCGUGAGCCACCGUGCCCAGCCUGUGGUUUGCAUUUUUAAAGCUCCCUGGGCUGCCCAGAGGAAAGGCUGUAGGGGGCGGGCAUGAAACAGGUAGGCAGGUUUCCGAGGCUGCUUCCGACUUGGUGCGGGGUCGUCUGGCAGCGGCUACGAGGGGGAACCAAGGGAGUACUUACCACUAGGGGGAGGGCCUUGGCCAAUACCUCUGCUCAGUGGGGAGCCAGGCCCUGCCCCAGGUGGUACCUCCUAUCUUGCCCAAAGUGAGGGGCUUGUAAGGAACUUUCUCUCCGUCAUCCGCAGGGUGGAGCGGAGCUCUCUGGGGUCUGGAGUCCGGGAAGAGUCGAAGGCUUGUGAGCGGCCCAGGCGCGGGCGCCUGCGGCGGGAGGGCGGGACCAGGAGGUUGGCAUCGCAGGACCUGUGCGCACCGAAGCACAGCAAGUAAGUCUCAGCCAAGACUGCCCGGCUACCACCAGCUCCUGCGGAGCGUGCACACCUGGGCGUGCACGUGCAUCUGGGAACUGCCAAGCCGUGCCACAUUUUCUCUCCUUCUGGCCUGGCCUUCAGAGUUUGACCCGCAGCGGCUGAGCGCAGGGCCUCCUCUACUGAAGGCAGCUCCCAGGGCUUCAGAAACUUGCAGUCAGUGGUGGGAGAGCCGGAACAGACCUGCGCAAUAAGAACCAGAUGAUGAUGUUGCUGUAGUAGAGUUUGCAGAGUGCAGAGAAGUGAGCAAACGGUGACAGCAGAGAGGAAUCCAGAAGGCUUCCAGGAGGAGGCACCAUUUGUGAUUUGGGGUUGUAGCAGGAGGAGAAAGUUGACAGGUGAAUAAGGGGAGGGCAUGCCUGCCAGGCAAACCAUCUGUGAUGGGGAAAUGUCCAGUCUGCACCAUGACUCCACUGUUCACUUUCCUGACUAAGUAGGAACCACUGGACUCCUCUCUUGUCCUGGGCCUUUUUGUGUAGUCCAUCCUUUAUUUUAUUUUAUUAUUAUUUUUUGAAAUGGAGUCCCGCUCUGUUGCCCAGGCUGGAGUGCAGUGGUGUGAUCACAGCUCACUGCAACCUCUGCCUCCCCGGUUCAAGCGAUUCUCCUGCCUCAGCCUCCUGAGUAGCUGGGAUUGUAGGAAUGCGCCACCACCCCUGGUAAUCUUUUUUUUUUUUUGAGACGGAGUCUUGCUCUGUCCCCAGGCUGGAGCACAGUGGCGUAAUCUGGGUUUACUGCAACCUCUGCCUCCCGGGUUCAAGCAAUUCUUCUGCCUCAGCCUCCCGAGUAGCUGGGACUACAGGCCUGUGCCACCACGCCCGGCUAAUUUUUGUAUUUUUAGUAGAGACGGGGUUCCAUGUUGGCUAGGGUGGUCUCGAACAUCUGACUCAGGUGAUCCGCCCACCUCGGCCUCCCACAGUGCUGGGAUUGCAGGCAUGAGCCCUCGUACCCAACCCACCUGUUUAUGUUUAGCUCAUUUUCUCCCCGCCAUCCAUCCCCCUCCAUACCCCCACUCUGCCUUUGCUGGAGCCCUAAAUCACCACCCUGGCCUUCCAUCCUCUCAAGGCAUCUGCCCCACCACUGCCAGGGUGCUCUCUUCCUUGCUCCCUCUCUGUAACCCCUGCCCACCCUGUACCUCUCAGCCACAGCACCUGCUCCAGCCCUGGUUUCCUCACAGCUGCUUGGUUUUAGGGCUAACAGGAUUCACUGCAUGUGAUUACUUGCUCUUGCCACAGGAGACGCAGCAUGAAGGGAGGCCCUGGGGGUGCGGGCAGAGGUUUCAGGGGAGCUUUGUCUCCAUGUCUGCAGUGUCCAGCAUGGUGUCAGGUUUAAUAUAUGACACUAGACUGAAUGAGCAGAGGGUGGCAUGCAGCAGGAGGCUUGAGGAUAGGGGUGGGUGAGAGCUGCAGAAGCAGGCAGGUGUUAGACUACACAGAGCCUUACAUGCCAACCUAUGCAGCUUGGCAUUCAUCCUCAGAGCAGUGGGAGCCAGAGAGGGCUGGAGACCUGGGAGAGUGGCCUGGUAAGAUGUCUGGUGAAGGGCCAGGGGGCUAAUGUGGAGGCUGUCACAGUGGUCGCAGUGAGCUGUGACAGUGGCGGGUGGGGUGGACAGGAAAACAGAGAAGUGGUUCUCAACUGGGGGCAAUUUUGCCACCACCCCCCCAAGCAUUGAGCAUUGCCUGGAGACACACCAGUGUCACAACUUGGGGAGUGCUACUGGCAUUGAGUGGGUAGAGGCCAGGGACGCUGCUCAAUAUCCUUGGGACAGCCCGAAUAACAAGGAGUGAUCUGGCCUUAAGUGUCAACAGUGCUGACGGUGAGAAACCCUGCCCUGUGGGAAAACCCAGAGAAUCACCUGCAGGGUGUGGGGAAAUGGAGCGUAUCUCAGCCUGAACUCUUGGAGCCACGCUGAGGCUUGGCUCUGCCGUAUUUUAGCCAUGUAAGAACCCUGGGUGAGUGUCACUCAACCUCUCUGCAUAUGGUUUCCUCCUUUUUUUUUUUUUUGAGAUGGAGUUUCCCUCUUGUUGCCCAAGCUAGAAAGCAAUGGCAUGAUCUCGGCUCAUUGCAACCUCCACCGCCUCCCCCGGCCCCCCCCCCCCCCACCCUGUGUUCAAGCAAUUCUCCUGCCUCAGCCUCUUGAAUAGCUGGGAUUACAAGCAUCAGCCACCACACCCGGGUAUGUUUUUGUUUUAGUAGAGACGAGGUUUCUCCAUGUUGGUCAGGCUGGUCUCAAACUCCCAACCUCAGGUGAUCCUGCUGCUUCGACCUUCCAAAAUGCUGGGAUUAUAGGCAUGUGCUACCAUGACCAGCUAAUUUUUGUAUUUUUACUAGAGAUGGGAGUUCACCAUAUUGCUCAGGCUGGUCUUGAACUCCUGACCACAGGUCAUCUGCCUGCCUCAGCCUCCCAAAGUGCUGGGAUUACAGGCAUGAGUUGCCGUGCUCAGCUGCAUCCUGGGUUCUUUGCUGUUCCUUGCCCACACCCAGCUUACCCUGCCUCAGGGCCUUUGCCCUCACUGUUCCCUCUGCCUUGGAGACCCUGCCUCUGGGAGUCUAUGUGACUCACUACCUCACCUCCUGAGGUCUCUGCUCAGCGGUCACCUUCUAAAGGGGUAUUUCUUUUUAAUUUUUUAAAUUUUUAUUUAUUUUUUAUUUUUUUGCAGAAAUGUGUGCAACUAAAGGAGUAUUUCUAAACCACACAAUGUUUAAAAAAAAAAAAAAAAAAGGCAAUGGGUGCUCUGGCUCACUCUGGCAACCAAUCCCAGCACCUAGGGAGGCCAAGGUGGGUGGAUCACUUGAGCCCAGGAGUUCAAGACCAGCCUGGGCAAUAUAGCAAGGCCCUGUCUCAAACAAAAAUCAAACAUAAAAUAUUCCUUAAGUAUUGCUUGAAUGAAUGGUAUGAGUGAAAAACUACCAGGAGUCAGAGAAGUAGGAAGGAAAUGAAGAGAAGAUAGGAUAGUAGACAACAGUGCAGGGGCUGAAUGGACCAUGGGAGAGGCUGGGGUCCUGGCCUGGCCUGGGCAUGAAGCCUCAAUCAUCUGCCCUCCCCAGGCCCUUCUACCCAGGCCUGCUCUGUUUUACCAGCUCCUAGACAUGGCUCCUCUAGCCCAGGCAGAUGGCCAGGCCUGAACAGAGUGUCCUUACCCUUCUGAUAAGCUGCUUCCUUUCAGGGCCACAAAGGGCAGAAUGUGUCCUGCUGCUCAGGAAGUGCCCAAGAGCCUGGACAGGCCCCUGGAGUGGGUAAGGGGCUGGGCAUUUGCCACCUUGGCAGCUACCCUGUGCAGAGGCAAAGCGGAGAGGAGCAAGGGGCAGGGACCAGGGCAGAUCCCUACCCUUCCCCAACAUGCCCUACUCCUCACAGUCAGCAAAUCUCCAUUUUUAAAUUUUUACUUUUUGAGAUGGAGUUUCACUCUUGUUGCCCAGGCUGGAGUGCAGUGGAGUAAUCUUGGCUCACUGCAACCUCUGCUUGCUGGGUUCAAAUGUUUCUCCUGCUUCAGCCUCCUGAGUAGCUGAGAUUACAGGUGCCUGCCACUAUGCCUGGCUAAUUUUUUCUAUUUUUAUUUUAUUUAUUUUAUUUUUAUUAUUUUUUUGAGAUGGAGUUUCGCUCUUGUUACCCAGGCUGGAGUGCAAUGGCGCAAUCUCAGCUCACCGCAACCUCCACCUCCUGGGUUCAGGCAAUUCUCCUCAGCCUCCUGAGUAGCUGGGAUUACAGGUACGCGCCACCAUGCCCAGCUAAUUUUUUGUAAUUUUAGUAGAGAUGGGGUUUCACCAUGUUGACCAGGAUGGUCUCAAUCUCUUGACCUCAUGAUCCAUCCGCCUCAGCCUCCCAAAGUGCUGGGAUUACAGGCGUGAGCCACCGUGCCCGGACUAUUUAUUUUAUUUAAUUAAUUAAUUUAUUUAUUUAGCAAUGGAGUCUCACACUGUCACCCAGGUUGGAAUGCAGUGGCACGAUCUGGGCUCAUUGCAACCUCCGCCUCCUGGGUUCAAGCAAUUCUCCUGCCUCAGCCUCCCAGAGUAGCUGGGACUACAGGAG
Molecule: messenger RNA, 7264 nt
Organism: Callithrix jacchus (white-tufted-ear marmoset)
Lineage: Eukaryota; Metazoa; Chordata; Mammalia; Primates; Cebidae
Source: RefSeq, a predicted model, not a curated record